Suillus subaureus is the source of this 1233-nucleotide messenger RNA. RefSeq lists its product as uncharacterized. Gene Ontology annotation, biological process: retrograde vesicle-mediated transport, Golgi to endoplasmic reticulum. Gene Ontology annotation, cellular component: endoplasmic reticulum; SNARE complex. The record is from RefSeq and is a predicted model, not a curated record. The transcript is spliced from 4 exons. Gene Ontology annotation, molecular function: SNAP receptor activity. Bases 52 to 1110 code for a protein of 352 amino acids. NCBI's taxonomy places the organism in Eukaryota, Fungi, Basidiomycota, Agaricomycetes, Boletales, Suillaceae.
CAUGACUCAGCAUGAGCUAUAUUUGUAGAGUCACAGAUUGCACCUUCAGACAUGCCACCUAUUCCAACAGCGCUAGAUGCUGAAGCUCUCUCUCUAAUUGAGUCCAUCGAACGGCACCAUAAUGACCUUUCAACUUUUCAGAUUCCUCGUCUGAGAGCUUGCACCGGUCCUUUGACUACGCAACAAGCAUGGGCUGCGGAGGUAAGGGAAGACAUCGAAGGUCUAGCAAGACAAAUUGAGGAACUGGUUGUCCUUGUUGAUGACCACAGGACUGAAAGGGCGAAGAGAGAGCUGAGGAGAAGAGCUGAAGUUUUUCGUGAUUCGUUGGUCAAUCUACGCAAAGAUUCUCGAGCAGCAUUGCUAGCGUCGAAACAUACAAUUAACUCCCAAAGUCGGUCACAGCGAGAGGAGUUGUUGAGGUCCCCUGCCAUUCGAGAGAAAAGUACAAGCUCCUCGAGUGAGAAAGUCACUGAGAAUGCACUCAUGAAAGCCAAUCAUGAUGUCACAGAAGCACUGCAACGAACAACUGGACUCGUACAGAAAGAGCUCGAGCGCAGUGUCUUGUUGAGCCAACUGCUAGGCAAGUUCCUCACGGCGUCAUUUUUCUCUAAUACCUACCGUCCGUUUCAUACAGAAUCGUCUACUGCAACUCUCCAAUCCGCAUCCACGAUGCACGACACGCUCGAUCUCAUCCUCGGCACCUCUAAACAACUUAUUACCGCACUCGAAAAGACAGACUGGCUCGAUCGCAUCCUUAUUAUUUCCGGCCUCGUGUUUUUCGGCCUCGUGGUCCUCUUUAUUCUGAAGCAGCGCAUCAUUAACCGCGGACUACGCAUCGCCUUUUUCUGGACUAGUUUUUUGCCAAGCUCCAGCUCGAGCACGCGCGCGGUGGUGCAGAAGGCUGGAGAAGUUGUAACGACUGCGUCGGCCGCUACUGCUGCUGCAUCGGCUGUGCUGGCGUCGUCGAUAGGUGGUCAGUAUGGCGGAGCCGGUCCGUUGAUAGAACCCAGCAUGAACGUGUUUGAAUCCCCUAGUUUCACAAUAUCGGUUACUGAGCCAUGGACUACUGAACAGCAUAGCGGCUCAGGAGACGCACGUGUUGAAUUAUGAUAAUUUUGACGAUUCCGUCGGUAGACUCACAGGAAACAGCUGAACCGUAGAAUCAAUAUUGUAAGUUGUGUAUUGAACGGGAUUAUGAAUUGGGACAAAGUAACACCCCUCUCAUCACACAAG